AUGCUCGGCGUUUUCGCCUCGGCCCUGUGCGACGGCAACGGCGUCGUCUGCGCCGCGGCGAUGGCCGUGGCCACCGACACAGCCGAGAGGCUCGCGAUGCGGCGUGCCGGAGUGAAGCCAGCGCUCGUCCGCACGCGGCCGGUCUGGCUGGAUCGGAAGGACCGAAAGGGAGACUUUGUGCUGGGCACGGCCGGCGCCGAGGACGAGGAGGGCGGCGCGGACCCGGCGGCGCACAGGGCGGCCAUGCCAGUGGCGCACGCGACGGCGGGCGCGGUGCAGCUGCCGCUGAAGUCCGCUGCGCACAAGGCGCACGGAGCUCAGCCCCACGCGCCGGCGGCGGCCACGAGGAGCGCCAGCCUGCAGACGGGGGACAGGCCCGCCGCGCCGCCGACGGCGCAGGCCUCCGUGAAGACCCUGGGCUGCUCCGCCGCCUCGAGGGGCGCGCGCCGCGCGGCCCGCGCCGCGGCCGCGGCCGGGGCCUGA
Molecule: messenger RNA, 483 nt
Organism: Prorocentrum cordatum
Lineage: Eukaryota; Dinophyceae; Prorocentrales; Prorocentraceae
Source: the annotation of a GenBank genome assembly